Messenger RNA from Halichondria panicea, 1433 nucleotides. Its product is annotated as WD repeat-containing protein 5B-like. The record is from RefSeq and is a predicted model, not a curated record. Gene Ontology annotation, molecular function: protein binding. Bases 106 to 1335 code for a protein of 409 amino acids. The transcript has 15 exons. Lineage: Eukaryota; Metazoa; Porifera; Demospongiae; Suberitida; Halichondriidae.
GCCCCUCCCACUAUUAUUGGGUACACGACACGUCGAGUGUAGCAUGCUCAGCUAGCUAGCUAGUUAUUCUGCAGCACUAGCUACAGUGCAGUUCGUUGAGAAGGAAUGGAGGAUCAAGCUGUUCUCAGAUUGAUUGGCCAGUACCUAACUGAGCACAAGUACACAGUGACACUCAGUGCCCUGGAGAAGGAGAGUGGAAGAAAGUAUACUGGUGGGAGCACUGAGACAAAGGGAGAGCUGCAAACAAUAUUGAAUGAAUACGACGCAAGAGUGAAGCAAAAACGGGAAAUUGAGUCUUGUGUGGAGUUCCUGUUUUCACAAGGAGAAGGAGAGUAUGCAAACGAGCUUUGGUGUAGCUUCAACGACCUAACUGGUGGACUCAAUGUCCUUGUUGUCAGGUUGAUAGAGAAUGGAGUGGUUGCAUUUGGGUCUCCCAAAUCUCAGCUGGGUACAAUCGAGCUGCCCCUUCCCUUGGACCCCGACUGUCCCCCAAUCACCCCCAUCCCCAACAUCCUCACUGCCUCAGGCAAUCCAAAGGGGGCCAUUUUAGCACUGGACUUUCAUCCCACACAACGGAACCUGCUCGUGUGCGGUACAAUGGAUCGCCUGGCUCACAUUGUGGACAUCGAUAAUCUUGAUGAGCCUGUUUUGCAGUCAUUUGAGAACCACACCAAGUACGUUGUGCGUGCUUUGUGGUCUCCAUCAGGAAAGUACUUCAUUACUGGCUCCUACGACCACACUGUCUGUGUGUACAGUAAGAAAGCUGAUUCCAGUUCUGAGUAUGAGCUGACUCAGCGAGUGGAGAUAAGUGGAGCCGUGGAAUCACUGACCUUUGCAAAGGGAGAGGAUGUGUUUGUGGUGGGAGCGAGGAAUAACAACCACCUCCUCUGUUUUGACCUCACCUCUGGCAAGGCCACAAAGACUCGCUCUAUCAAUAUGAAUGCAUUUGGAGAUGACUUUGUGAGCUUUGUGGCCAUGCACACUUCCUUCAGUCCUGACGGCAUGUACAUCCUUGUCUCAACCGAUAAGGACCGACUGAUAAUUUAUUCAUGGGAAUCGGGAAAGCAGAUUGCCAAUUUCUAUGGCGCUAUGAAUGACGAGUACAGUCAGCCGAGACACUGCUGGGAUCCAUCUGGGCGUUACAUUUAUGGGACCUCUCAAGACAAGAGCAUUGUGGUCUGGGAGAUCAAGAGCCAGUCCAUUGUAACUAGACUCAUUGGGCACACUGGAGUAGUGAGGGAUGUCCAGUUCUGUUCCGAGCUCAAUAUUCUGAUCUCCUGUGGAUUUGAUGGCUCUAUAAGGAUGUGGCGAAACACAAGCAGUGACAGUGACUAACUAUUAUUUAGAGACCAAUGCAUUAGUGCUUCAAUAGUGUGCGCAUUAUACUUUUUUGUAGUAGUCAAGCAGAAUCAUCUUUUUUUGUGUUUGUUGAA